AUGAGUUUGUGUGAAUGUGUUCACGGGUGGACGACGGAGGACCUCGUGUUCCUGUGGCGCGAGGGCGACCCGGUCCAGGUCACGAAGAACCUGCACCUCCCGCGCUUCACCCUCGAGAAGUUCUUCACCGACUACUGCAACAGCAAGACCAACACGGGCGAGUACUCCUGCCUCAAGGUGGACCUGCUGUUCAAGCGUGAGUUCUCCUACUACCUGCUCACCAUCUACAUCCCGUGCUGCAUGCUGGUGAUCGUCUCCUGGGUGUCCUUUUGGCUCGACCAGAAUGCCGUCCCCGCCCGCGUGUCCUUGGGGGUCACCACGCUGCUCACCAUGGCGACGCAGACCUCGGGGAUCACCAGUCUCCUGCCGCCCGUCUCCUACACGAAGGCCAUCGUGUGGACGGGCGUGUGCCUGACGUUCGUGUUCGGCGCCCUGCUGGAGUUCGCCCUCGUCAACUACGCCUCGAGGUCCGACAUGCACCGCGAGCAGAUGAAGAAGCAGCGGCGCCAGUGGGAGUUCGAGCACCAGGCAGCUCUGGAGGCCGAGCACCUCGAGUCCGACGGCGCCACGACCUUCGCCAUGAAGCCACUGAUGAGGACACACGGCGACGGUCUCUCCCUGGACAAGGCGCGGCAGUGUGAGAUCCACAUGCAGCCCCCUCCCCCGCGGCGCUGCUGUGGCUCGUGGCUCUCCAAGUUCCCCAGCAGGAGCAAGAGGAUCGACGUCAUCUCCAGAAUCACCUUCCCGCUCGUCUUCGCCCUCUUCAACGUCGUCUACUGGAGCACUUAUCUGUUCCGCGAGGAUGAGGACUGAGACGGCGACACGGAGGCGGGGAGGCGCGCGCCCUUUGUGUUAUGGAUCUUAGGGUAUUUAACGUUAUUUUAAGAGAUCAGGUAAAAGGUGUGUGUGUAUGUGUCGUCGAAGUGGCGGAGAGUUCAGUAAGCAUAAUAUGACGUGGCGGAGAGUUCGGUAAGCAUUGUCCGACGGGAAGCCCUGCGCGAGGCGACGCGGCAGCGCCUCCGCCUCGAGGACCAGGCGAGGAGAGCCACUCACGGGACGCGGCGGACGCUCGCCUUCGGAGGAUCUGACGGUGUUUUGUACCUGUGAUUGGCACCUUCCCAGUGAUUAUUCUAAUUCUGUGUUCAUCAAGUAUUGUAAGACACGAGCAAGGUAAUUACGAAAGGAUCAUGUUUCAUGCUUGCAUUCACUGACACUGAAAAUCAGAGGAAAAGGAUGCAUGAUUUUGUUAUAUUGCCAAAAUAUGUAGAAAUCUUCAUGCUUCAUAUAGACAUAUAACCGUUAUUAUAUGUAACUUACUGAACGUAAGAAACUAUCACUGAUUGUGAAGAACAUGUUAUCAUAUCAUAAAGAAAUGGUUAUUAUCCUAAGCUGUAAUUACACGUAAAAAUGUAACCUUGAUCAGGGUGAGGCCAAAGCGCUGGAGGCGAACGGUGGCCUGAGGAACCAGUCAGGCGAAGCAGAACAAUCAAGAGGUGUUAUGUAUGGUGUCUAGUUGUGGCAGGUUGUAUAGUGAGUCGCGUCUGUAGGAAAUGUGUACAACGGAAUCGAGGCUGCUGCUGCUGCUCCCUCUUCGGGGCGUGCGCAGCGGCGAGCCAUGGCCCGGGGCGCAGUCCUAGCGCAACAGCCAGGGCGUAUCUGCAUGUAACUUCCAAGGGAACAAUCGCACGAUUUUGCUAAACCAUUGACCAGAUGUGCCUGGUUCAUCAUCAGCUGAUUCAGACCUCUCGUAGGCUCCUAAAAGUCCAUAGGUAUGUCAGUCUUUAAACAGCUGAAAUCUUUGCAAAUGUGACCUCUUCCGGUAAUGGGUAUAUAUAUAUAUUUCCUGGUCAUGUAUUAUAAAACGUACAGGUUACCAUAUACUUAUCUUGUGUGCAUAAUAUUAUAAAGCUUUUGCUCAUGGUACUGUAUAUUCAGAAAUUUUUUCAACACAAAUGCAUUUUUCUCUCAACUUUCAUUGCAAUGACAGGAAAUAAGUAGGAGUCCAUAUUUAUAUUGCAUAAUAUAUAAUGAAAUGGGGAUUCAGCGAGAGCCGAGGAAGAUGGUCGCGCCACAAAGGGAGGCGACCUUCCCUUCUGUCCUUCAGUCCAGUGAAUUUCCAGCGGUUGCCAAGCAUGCUCUGUGACGGUCAGCAGGCACAGCAGGAGCACGUGUCGCGUCUCGGCAAUGUUGCGCUGCUGAGCCUGUGUG
Molecule: messenger RNA, 2208 nt
Organism: Penaeus vannamei (Pacific white shrimp)
Lineage: Eukaryota; Metazoa; Arthropoda; Malacostraca; Decapoda; Penaeidae
Source: RefSeq, a predicted model, not a curated record